AUGCCCCGGCUUGACACGUCUAUGGAGACUCAUCGACUGACUCACUCAGCACGGCAUUACUCAUAUGAGUGCAAAGCGCCGGCGCAAGAACGGCCAUACGUCUCUCGCCCGUCGCGUUCACAGCAGCUACGCAAUCCCAAGCUCGUCCCCAAGCUGACGAGCGAUACCCCAAACCCCCUUGAGAAGAAGAAGGGUGUUGCGGAUGAGGAGCUCGCCAAACUAGAGGCCGAGCGAGAGAGGAAACGAAAGCUUGAAGAGCGCGAAGACGAGCUGUCAGACGCGGGUUCUAGGCGCCAGAGAUCAGUUUCUUCGCAUUCAGUCUCAACCAUCUCAACAGGCGCCUCGAGGGAUUCCCGCUCUCCAUCACCAAGGCGAAGAACCAGGUCUCCCACGCCGCCCAAGCGACGGGGAUACAGUCCAGAGCGACGCGAUAGGGGAGAUUCGCGUUCGCGUUCGCCACAGCAGGAUGGCCGGCCUUAUCGGAGCCGAGACGAUCACAACGCCCCGCGCGGCGGCCAUCGAGGAGGUCGUUAUGGAGGGCAGGGACGGGCACCGCCCAGUGAGACCCCCAGAGAGGCUCACAAAGAGGCGCCCCGAGAGCGGAGCCUGAGCCCCUUCAGCAAACGAUUAGCACUAACCCAGUCUAUGAACAUGGGCGGAAGAUGA
Trichoderma reesei QM6a is the source of this 666-nucleotide messenger RNA. RefSeq lists its product as uncharacterized. The record is from RefSeq and is a predicted model, not a curated record. The transcript is spliced from 3 exons. Bases 1 to 666 code for a protein of 221 amino acids. Lineage: Eukaryota; Fungi; Ascomycota; Sordariomycetes; Hypocreales; Hypocreaceae.